UUCAUUGUUAUUGAGCUUAUUUUCUAAUAAAUCCGCAGCACCCCUUAGGCAUACCUCAGCUAGAAAUAUUACUUAAAAAAAAAAAUCUAAACAGCACUUAAAUUUCCAAUAGCUGUAGUGUCUCAAGAAUAACAAAUAACAUGUGGCGUUUAGCUUUCAAGCUAAUUUGUCAAUGAAUUACGUGUGUUGAAUUUUAAUCUGGAUGCUUAACGAAACAGCAGCAGCUCCUAAUCGUACAAAUCCAGUUGUUUAAAUGGGCAGUGUGUUGGCUGCCAGUGCACCCAGCCCACCUGCACCAGGGCCAGGUGGACCAGGUUUGGUGUCAGUACCACCAGGAUUCACGAUGCCCUCCGUCUCACCCGUCUCUGUGCCUGGCAGCUCUUCACCUGAGCGCCAGGAGUCUGAGCCUCCUCUUCCAAACCCUGGUGGCUUUGAAGAAUGCCAUCGCAAGUGCAAAGAGGUGUUUCCUGUGCAGAUGGAGGGUGUUAGACUAACAGUGAGCAAAGCUUUGAGCAACCACUUCCAGGUCAGCCACACAGUGUUGCUAAGCACUCAAGGAGAUUCCAGUUACAGGUUUGGAGCUACUUAUGUGGGGACCAAACAAGCAGGACCAGCAGAGGCCUUUCCCGUCAUGGUGGGUGACAUGGACAACACAGGGAGCUUAAAUGCACAGAUUAUUCAUCAGAUCACAGACAGAGUGCGCUCGAAAUUUGCCUUCCAGACUCAGCAGCAGAAGUUUGUGAACUGGCAAGGAGAUGCUGAAUUCAAAGGGGAAGAUUUCACUGCCACUGUGACCUUUGGCAACCCAGACGUCUUGGUUGGUUCUGGAAUUGUUGUAGCUCAUUAUCUCCAGUCUGUCACUCCGUCGCUGGCAUUAGGGGGGGAGCUGGUGUAUCACCGACGGCCCGGAGAGGAGGGAACAGUCAUGUCUCUGGCGGGCCGAUAUACAGGCAGCAACUUUAUCGCCACACUGACGCUAGGAGGAGCUGGAACUCAUGGGUCAUAUUACCACAAAGCCAAUGAUCAGUUGCAGGUUGGUGUGGAGUUUGAAGCGAGCACCCGUACGCAGGACACUAGUGUAUCAUUUGGAUACCAGCUGGACGUCCCCAAAGCUGAUCUGGUCUUUAAAGGUUCUUUAGACAGUAACUGGGUGGUUGGAGCUAUGCUUGAAAAAAAGCUGCAGCCUCUGCCUCUGUCACUGGCCCUCUGUGCUUUCCUUAACCAAAGAAAAAACAAGUUCCAGUGUGGGUUUGGCAUCACCAUUGGUUAAACUUACCUUCUUUCUUGGUUAAUGCUGCAGUUUACACACCAGUGCCAUUGCUGGUGAAAAGGUAAAGUUUGGACACACUUGCAUAUUUAUCCACGCCUGUGUAAAAUCAGUCCGUAAAUAUGAAGCAAAACAAAGUAAUAUUUGUUCUAAGUUCCAUGUAUCAGACCACCCUUUUUGUUAUUCUUGUAAUGUAAGCAAAAAGCAAUGAUAAUUCCAAUAUCUAAAAAAGUAAAUUUAAAGAACAUCACGACUGCCUGAUGCAUUAUAAGAGAAACCAAGAAGAAAUACACAUACACAAAUUCACCUUUCAUUUUGUUGUUUAUUCACAUUCAUUUUUUUUUUUU
Messenger RNA from Sinocyclocheilus anshuiensis, 1614 nucleotides. Its product is annotated as mitochondrial import receptor subunit TOM40 homolog. The coding region runs from base 254 to 1270 and encodes 338 amino acids. The record is from RefSeq and is a predicted model, not a curated record. NCBI's taxonomy places the organism in Eukaryota, Metazoa, Chordata, Actinopteri, Cypriniformes, Cyprinidae. The transcript is spliced from 10 exons. Gene Ontology annotation, cellular component: mitochondrial outer membrane. Gene Ontology annotation, molecular function: transmembrane protein transporter activity. Gene Ontology annotation, biological process: protein import into mitochondrial matrix.